AUGGAACGUAUCGUAAAUCAGUCGGGGAUGAAGAGGGAAUUGAAACGUGGUGUGCGGCGUCGGGUCGGCGGCGGGUCGGCGGCGGAGCGAGCUGGCGGGCGCGUGCGCGGCGCGAGCGGGGCGCGCGGGGGCGGGGCGCGGCGCAGCCUCCCAGCUGCUGCACUCCGCCGCCGCCCGCCGCCCGCAUCGAUCCCGCCCGGGCCGCAGCCUCCGGCGAGCCGGGACCCGACGCGCGCGUCCCGAACGCGCGCCGCACGCGACCUCCACGCGUACCGCACGACGCCCGCACGCCGCGCGCCCGCCGCGCUCGCCAGCUGCACGCCCCAAGGUCCACAUACCCCUGCAUCUCAUCUCGCGCCCACAACAAUAACAGUAAUCGCCAAUGUUGCAGGUUAUAAUCGUGGCUUACGUAACGUUUGA
Messenger RNA from Spodoptera exigua (beet armyworm), 420 nucleotides. The record is from the annotation of a GenBank genome assembly. NCBI's taxonomy places the organism in Eukaryota, Metazoa, Arthropoda, Insecta, Lepidoptera, Noctuidae.